AUGGCCACGACAAGCAAAGCUGCAUCAUCAUCUGACCCAAGCAACAAGGGAGGCACUGCCUACCUUGCUACACAGUCAACAUUCGUUGCUAUUGCGACUCUUCUGGUUUUGAUUAGGGUCUAUGUUAGGACCGUUGUCGUAAAAAGCAUUGGACUAGAUGACGCCGUUAUUGUCUUGGCUCUGAUUCUUUCUCUCAUCGUCUGUGCGAUGACCAGCCUCACAGUGCACUAUAGUGCAUUGUACCUCGCCGGAGACUACUCAACAAAGGCUGAAGCGCUCCGCGACGUCACUACAGCUUUGAAGUGGAGCUCGAUAGCGGCGCCAAUUGGCAUCUUUUCCGGACUCUGCACAAGAUUGUCGAUAUGUCUAUUCCUUUUGCGCAUCUUCCGCACGAAAAGAGAAUGGAGAUGGGGCUUAUAUGCUGUCAUGGUCUUUGCCACAGCCGUCAUCAUUCCUACCAUUGUCUCUCUUUUGGCCCAGUGUUCACCAGUCCAAAAGCUCUGGGACCCGCUCUUGCCAGGCAGUUGCUGGUCACCCCGGACUGUUAUUGACAUAGGAUACUUCAACGGCGGAGCAUCGGUGUUAUGCGACUGGAUACUCGCCACUUUGCCAAUCGUAUUCAUGUGGAACAUACAGAUGAGAUUCACGGUUAAGAUUGGGAUUUGUAUCUUGAUGGGACUGGGUUACUUCACCGGAAUCUGUGCCAUUGUCCGGACCACACUGUUCACCGAUGGUACCUCUGGAGCAGAACAGGGCGGUUCAAUCCAAUCGGCCGUCUGGGCCAUCCUCGAAAUAAAUGUCGGCAUUAUAGCCGCCUCAAUCCCGACUCUCAAACCCCUCUUCAAUCCCUCACGCCCCUCGAUCUUUCGUUACUUCAAAUACCGCAGAACAUCCGAGAGAUAUCGCAAGACUUCCGAAAACACACUAGCAAUAGACACCGACGAUCAAGUCCAACUCAACAAACUUACGCUUAAUACUAUGCCGAGUGCCAUGCCUUCUUCUUUGUCUUAUUAUCAGGACAAGGGUAGAAAUCAUGGCAAAGUGUGGGAGGACCUGGAGUCUCAGGCUAGCAUGUCGAUUCCGGAGAAGGUGCAUCUUGCGGAGAGGGGCAGGGAGAUGGAGACGGGAUCGAAUUUGGAAUAUGUGGGUGAUGGUGAGGUGCAUGCUAUUGGGGAGUAUGUGGUUUGA
This is a messenger RNA of Letharia columbiana, 1188 nucleotides long. RefSeq lists its product as uncharacterized. The transcript has 6 exons. NCBI's taxonomy places the organism in Eukaryota, Fungi, Ascomycota, Lecanoromycetes, Lecanorales, Parmeliaceae. The coding region runs from base 1 to 1188 and encodes 395 amino acids. The record is from RefSeq and is a predicted model, not a curated record.